AAGUGACUAUUUGAAGGUGAAACGUUGGUAGGGAGGAUACAGAGCUGUCCCAGCAGUUUAUAUAAAGGAAGACAAGCAGGUUUUCACCCUUGACUUCCAAUAUUCUGCCACAUCAAGGAAGAUUUGGUCUAAGAAAGGGUAUGCUCACAUCUGAGCCCAAAAUGUUCCUCUUGACUAUUAUCAUGUGUGUGUUCUACGCAGUCACUAAUGCAGCUUCCAGUUCUUCAGGAACUUGCUAUGUCCCAAGUGAUCGGCAAUGGUUGGUUAGAGGCCUCCAGACUCAACUGGAAAAUUGGGCCAGUCUGCAGAGUACACCUGAUCCCAGUGUCCUGAUUGCUUUGAACUUGGCUGAAGACCACAACCUUAGUGUGAUAACACAAUUGGUGAGGCAGAUAAAAGAAACAGCUGGAACAGAGAUGACCUCUGGCAAAGUGGCCCUUUAUGUUCUAGCUCUUCGGUCCGCCUGUCAGAAUCCUGCUGAUGUCACCACGCCAGAAAAACAUGUCAACCUGGUCCAAGUCCUUGAGGAGAAAACAAAGGAAGAGAUUGAGCAUAUCCAUACUACUGGGACUCCCAAGACAACCUACUACCAAUUGGCUCUAGAUACUUUGGCUCUGUGUGUAGAAAAAAGUCCAGAAUUAGAGAAUCCUGCCACCACCCUGGCUAAGGCAGCCCUGAAUAACAGUUUCCACUUCGAUGGUCGUUUCUCUGUAGAUACUGCUGCCGUAGCAAAUCUGGGACUCUUCUGUGUGUAUGAAGGAAAGAUCUCACCUCAACAGAGCAAAAUUACAGGAAUUGUUAGAGCAGCCUUAAUCCACAUCACAAAGCAAAUCCUUAAUGAACAGCAGUCUAAUGGCCUCCUUGGAAAUGUCUAUAGCACUGGCCUUGCAAUGCAGGCUCUCAGUGUUACUUCUGAGUUCUACUCUGCUAAUGCAUGGAAUUGCCCAAAGACCCUGAAUGAAGUGCUGAGUAAGAUCACCGAGGGAGCCUUUAGCACUCCAGCUGCUGCUUCUCAGAUCCUACCUUCUCUGGUGGGCAAAACGUAUUUGGAUGUCAGGGGUCUCACUUGCAGCUCCAAAACUGUAACAGUGAAUUAUACAGUAACCAAUGAUCUAAUAGGACCUUAUUUCAAGUAUUCCACAGCUGUGCAAGUGCCAAAGGGUUCUGUGCUGCUCACUGUCUUAAAAGCAGCUCAACAAUUUAAUGCAAAGGAAUUCAGCUUUCAAACAGAGGAGACUUCUUGGGGCCCCAUGGUCACCUCUAUCAAUGGCGUCCAAGGCAGCACCAAUAAAAAGACUUACUGGCAGUUCCUCAGUGGCAAAACACCCCUUGAACAAGGUGUUGGCAGCUACAAACCAAAACAUAAUGAGAAAAUUGUGGCCAUCUUCAGUAGAUACUAAACUAUUACCUAUAAUAAAGAAGUGAGGUUCAAGUCUAUAUCAGUAAAGUACUGAUUUCUUUCACAUUCACAAAGUAAAUCAUUUUUGCUAGGCAAACGUAGGUUACAAGACAGUAUAGCACUAAUAAAAACUUCUAUUUUGGAAAGAAACCUGCCAAUGUUUUUAUCAGAUGUUGCUAUCUGCUGCUAUGUAUAUUUAGCAUAGGGAAAGAAGAUAGGCAUACAAAAUGCAGUUAAAUGAAUAGAACCCAAAGGCUAGCUGAAACAAUAGGAAUAAAAAGGCACUCAAGUAAUUGGAAAGCUGACUUACAUAUAUGAGUACAGAUUUAAAUAAUAUGAAUAUAAUUGAAAUACAAAUACAUCUUACUAAAUAAAUGCAUAGAUUCCUAAUACAUAAAUGAAUAGAUCUUACUGGAAAGGAGAAGACUUUGGCUAACUUACUGCUGACAAACAUCGGUCUUUGCUUUUAACUCUGGUCUUCAAAUACACCCUGUCUUUUAUAACAGCUGUUCAAAGAGAAGAUUGCCCUCUAAAGGAAGAAAUGCAACACCUCAGACAUUGAUUUAUUGAGCCAGUUUGAUGUUGUCCCAUCUCAAAAGACACAAAAUGAUUUACCAUAUACCAAAAAUAACAUCAACCUUAAACCAACAGAAAAAGUGAAUUACAAAAAUAGCCCUGAGCUAACCCACAACUAUUCAUCAGAAUUUGCCUUAACAUAAUUGGUAAUAUUCCAAUGUUUAUACAUCUUGAGGCUGCCAUUAAAAGCUG
This is a messenger RNA of Notechis scutatus (mainland tiger snake), 2167 nucleotides long. The record is from RefSeq and is a predicted model, not a curated record. Lineage: Eukaryota; Metazoa; Chordata; Lepidosauria; Squamata; Elapidae.